Molecule: messenger RNA, 1596 nt
Organism: Sporothrix brasiliensis 5110
Lineage: Eukaryota; Fungi; Ascomycota; Sordariomycetes; Ophiostomatales; Ophiostomataceae
Exons: 1
Coding region: 1-1596 (531 amino acids)
Biological process (GO): mRNA cis splicing, via spliceosome
Cellular component (GO): cytoplasm; spliceosomal complex
Molecular function (GO): protein binding
Source: RefSeq, a predicted model, not a curated record
AUGGAUCCUGGGCGGGCAGCAAUGAUUGCCGGCGGUAGAAGCCGGCGGUCUCCCGAACGACGCGACCCCACGGGUCCCCGACGCGACAACCGCACUCGCAUCGUGAAGCCUUACGCCCCUGGCCCGUCGCAUUCAGGCUCAGGCUACAGCUCCGGCUCCAACUCGAGACAGCCGUAUCACGGCAACUCGCGCGAUUCACGGUCUCGACCGAGUGAAUCUCGAAACAACGGCAGCGGUCCUAGCGACGCGCGUGGCGGCGGACAGUACAUGACGGAAGAGCAGCUCUCGGAGCGCUUCGUCGCGCAAGAAGACUCGUUUGUGCUCAAGCAGUCCAAGAGCAAGGCCGACAUUCGCGUGCGCGAGCGGCGGGCCAAGCCAAUCGACCUGCUGGCGUUCAACCUGCGCUUCGUCGACGAGGACCACGACACGUUUGACGACAAGGACACGGACGCCGACAUUGAGUAUCCGCUGCCUGACGCCGUGAUUGCAUCGGCCGACGACGCCGCCCUCGACGAGCUGGAGGCGGACGUCAAGUCGUUCCGCACGCUCGAAAAGCGGCGGGCGAACCGCCGGUACUGGCAGGCGGUGCUGGUGCUGGUGCGGGCGGCGCGCGACGAGCGGCGGGAGCGGCGACACGGCGCGCAGCAACUGCAGCGGCAGGCGUCCGACGUCGUGCUGACGGACGUGGACAAGAUUCUGCACACCAAGACGCUGGCGCAGCUCGAAGAGAUGGAGAAGAAGAUUGAGGCGAAGCUGCGGUCGGACGAGACGCUGGAGACGGACCACUGGGAGCAGAUGCUGAAGCGGCUGCACGUGUGGAAGGCCAAGGCCGAGUUGGCGGUGGUCAACGAUGCGUCGCGGGCGAAGCGGCUGGCGCUGCGGAAAGAGGCGGCAGCAGCACGGGCAGCGGCGGGGGGUGGCGCAGACGACGACAAGGCCGGAAUCGAAGAGAAGGACAGCGACGACGGCGAGCCGUCCACUGCCGUGACCAAGACGACAACCGCCGCUUCUGGUGGGGACGCCCCGCCUCCCGGCACCGAACGCUUCUCGGCGGUCGCCAGCGAAGACUUCUCACAGGCCACGCGGGCCCUGUACGAGCGCGAGGUCGCACGCGGCGUCAGCGAGAACGAGGAGAUCUUUGCGGCCGAAGAGGUCGUGCCCACGGCGUCGGCACCCAAGUGGUCGGACAAGUACCGGCCGCGCAAGCCGCGCUACUUCAACCGCGUGCAGAUGGGCUACGAGUGGAACAAGUACAACCAGACGCACUACGACCACGACAACCCGCCGCCCAAGGUCGUGCAGGGCUACAAGUUCAACAUUUUCUACCCGGAGCUCAUCGACAAGACCAAGGCACCGACGUACCACAUUACGCGCGAAGGCGGGCGGCGCAAGGGCGAGUCCUUUGCGCCCGCGGGAGAGGAGGACACGUGUCUGAUCCGGUUCUCGGCGGGCCCGCCAUACGAGGACAUUGCGUUCCGCAUCGUCGACCGGGAAUGGGACUACAGCGCCAAGCGGGAGCGCGGCUUCCGGAGCGUGUUUGAGAAGGGCAUUUUGCAGCUGCACUUUCAGUUCAAGAAGAUUUACUACAGGAAGUAG